GCUGCUCACACCCCACAGCAUGCUGCGAGCAAUGGGUGCUGGCAGCCCGGCAACGGCAACAGAAAAUGAGCGAAGAAUCCUCCUAUCCACCAGCAGCAGACGAGGUCGACAGCGUGCUACGUGACAUUGCGCUCCAGAACCUACAGCUGCGCCGGCUCGCCACUGUCCUGCUGGUGGACGUCGAGUUUUUGCGCCUUUGCGAAAUAUUUGACGAGAUUGAGCGUGCCCUGCAGCGGGCAUAUUGCAGCAACGCCGCAGUUGGUCGACAUUCCAGCGGCAGCGAAACGGAGGACAUUAUUUCCCUGCUCGAGCUAAAGGUAAGGCUACUGCGGCGUUCCGGCAGGGGCUGCUUGCAGCGCAUUGCGAACUACAACGAGACACGCAAGGGGGACGCAACGGAGCGGCAGCGGAGUGGCUUCACGGAACGGCUUGAGACAGCCCUUGCACAGCUGACUCGAAAGCACAAAAACUUUCGAAAGAGUAUUAUCGACGUCAUUUGGAGUUUGGGUGAUAUUUAUCUACUGCGGGAGGUUGAGUCUUUGCUCAAAGGUACCGAUUUCCUGCACGCCACUGUGUGCAACAACCAUCAAAACGGUAUCCACUCGCUAUCAACAGCCCACAUCGAUCACACGAUCGAGCUGAGCUGCGUUCGCUUACGGUUUGCCGUCAGUUCCUUGCUAAUAAUUGCGCUCGUUCACUUCCGUGAGCUGCUCGAAACGAUGGAGAGCGAGGACAGUGUUCGUGCGCUGCAUGCCAAGCUGCAGCAGGAGAUUCGCCGCUCGCUGGACGAAGCGCUGGUGAACGAGGAAGAGCUUGCCUCCCUGCGCCAGAAGCUGUUCACGUCGGCCGACAGCCUAACGGUGCAGCGUACAAUCGCGAUCGAAAAGCGCGAAACGCGUGGACUCGAACUGCAGGAGCAGCUGCGCACUAUCGACCUGCUCGAGCUGGACCGCCAAGAAAUUGAAGGCCGCGUAACGCAGCUAAUCGAGCAGCGGGAAGCCAUCCAGAAGCAGCUGGACGAACGGCGUGCCCUGCUGCAGGACGGUCUGCACGAGAUCGUUCGGCUGGAGCACUUGAUCGAGAAAAUCGAGCGGGAAAUAUCGGAGCGCAAGGUGCGGUACCAGCAGGAAGCGCAGCAGCUCGAACAACGACGGCUAGACAUUCUCAACGAUCCCUCCUUAAGUCCGGAGGAGAGACAACGGCUGCUGGCAGAGUGUGAUGCACAGCAGCUACUGCUGCGUCAAUCGCACACGAGCAACCUUAACCUGCUGGAAGCUCGCUGUGACGAGCUGAAGCGCCAGUCCAAAAGUCUCGCCAACGAUGUGGAAGCCUUUCGCGGCGAGGUCGCUCAGAAGCAAAGCGAUAAGCUGGCGGAACUGGAACGGCAGAAGCUGCUCGCUACCACGCCGUCCCAGAUAGCGCUGAUCGAGGCACAGAUACAGCAGCAGCGGGCUGAGUUUAGCGAAAACUUCACCAUGCUCGAUCGGGCCAAGGAUCGCACCGAGUACUUCACCGACGAACAUGGCCGUUACUACGUGAACGAGGCGGGCGUGCGAAUUUACAAGCGCGAUUCAACUGCAUCCGAAUAUCAGCUCGGACCGGACGGUGAAUGGGUGAAGGUUGCGUCCGCCAUCGCACUACAGUCCGACGAGCACGGCACUUUCUAUGUAGACAAAUUCGGGCAAAAGAUUUACCAACGGCAGCAAUUUACCGACGCUAAAGGCACCUACUAUCUCGACGAGAAUGGCACGCGAGUUUACCAAACGCCCAUCGGUAGCCCCUCGUCGGACGCAUCGGACAGUGCGUUUAUGUCUCUGUUUCACCGAACCCUACCACCAUCGGCCAGCUCGCAGUCAUCACUAUUGCAGUGCGAAGAAUACCCGCCGGCGUCUCAAUCGAUGCAAGAACUGCGGGAACGUGUUGCGAUCGAUGUGGCCUACAUUCAGCAAACGGUCGGGGUCGUGCUGCGGAAAGGGCUGGCCGCUCUCACCCGGGCCAAACCGGAUGAUCCCGUCGGCUAUCUGGCGGAUUACUUAAAGCUGUUUCAGCGGAACGCGCUAGAAACGAAGCGCCAGCAGGAACUACUCGAACGCCUUCGAUUGGAAGCAGCCGAUGUUGGAAUGGAAAACAUUACACCCUGAUUGAAAAGAACGACGGUGAAUGUGAUGGGUUUUGCAUUUUCCAAUUACAGCAGGGAUUGUUUUAUCGCGAAGCGCAUCUUGGGCGAAAUGCCGGGAGAUACUCCAAAUUGUAUAUUGGGAAAGAAUCUAAAUUCUGUGCAAGGAUCAAAUUAUAUGGCACAUUAAAGUUUUAUUUUAUUUUCAUCUUGA
This is a messenger RNA of Anopheles merus, 2330 nucleotides long. RefSeq lists its product as uncharacterized. Gene Ontology annotation, cellular component: Set1C/COMPASS complex. NCBI's taxonomy places the organism in Eukaryota, Metazoa, Arthropoda, Insecta, Diptera, Culicidae. The transcript has 2 exons. Bases 66 to 2141 code for a protein of 691 amino acids. The record is from RefSeq and is a predicted model, not a curated record.